Molecule: messenger RNA, 1749 nt
Organism: Aphanomyces invadans
Lineage: Eukaryota; Oomycota; Saprolegniomycetes; Saprolegniales; Verrucalvaceae
Exons: 1
Coding region: 1088-1741 (217 amino acids)
Source: RefSeq, a predicted model, not a curated record
UCUCAAUGGCAUAAAAGUCUAUUUGCAUACAUCACUCUCCCAAUCGCUCUCCCUUCCGUUUGAAGUGCCAGGGCCGGGGAAGAACCCACGUUCAAUGUCACAUUCGGUGGCGCCAGCCGCGACCAGCCUCGAAGAAAGCGCAACGGCGACCUGUGCUUGUAGCCACACAAUGCUACCACGGGUGCGAUCUUGGCAUCACAAGCGACGAUAGAUCUUGCAUUGGCGACGAAUGCGGCAUGGGUGGACUGGAAUCCAACGCCGUCGAACACACAUAUGAAAACAGAGCGCAGCAGUCGACACCAGGCUCUACCCAACUCGCCAGUGCACACAACUCUAGGUGACGUCGGCAGGUCGCCGACGGUCGAGUUUCGCCAUCGUGCCAAGCACCAAACGAGGCGAUGAGUGGUGGGGCUUUGCAGGAUCCGUGUCUCUUGGGGAGCCCAGAUUUGCCAAUGCAGGUUCGGGUUCAAGGCCACGCGCGGGUCCUUCGGUGGGAUUGCCCGCGUUUGCAUCCUUCGAGCUGUGGGAGCAGUUGACGCUUUCAACUUGGACUGGUGAAAGCAUGAUAUGCAGUCCACUACUUUGUGACGGUGGUGGGUUCUCUUGGGUGGACAGUGGCCCCUCGGCGCUACGUUCCACUGCUUCGUCCUGAACAGGCGGCGGCGUGGGAUUCGUUGCGAACGAAUUCAGUUGAUUGUCGUCGAGCGCCGCGUUUUCACCGACACCAUCGACGAUGACGAUGCCCGAUGCGAUGGGAGAUGCAGGACAGUCCUUGGGGACGACAUGGCAUGUUGUCGGUUUGCAGCCGUCCUUGGGUCCGACAAGCGACCGUUUGAGCCAAAACGACCCCUUCACGUGAUGUUCAUAAUGGCAUGCCCGUUCCCGCGCUACCUUUGCUUCAGCUACAAUUCGCUGCAGCUCGCUCUCAAGAUGGUUGCGCGAGGCUUGGGCACUUUUCCGCUUGGACUUGUCGUCGUUGCGUUUGUGAUUGAGGAACGCCAUCGCCCGGUCGGUGUCGCUCCCGCGUAAUUCGUGCGUGGUCAAUCCUAAAGCAGCUUUUCGAUGGUACCAUCGAUUUCUCGCGGCCAUGGUGUGUUCUUGCGCCUUUCGCAUGCGGAGACAGCGCAUCGCUGCUGUUGUUUCAGCCAACCGUUCGUGGCGGUCCAUGGGUCUUGAGCUGGCCAUACCACAUCGUCGCCACUCGCGCUUGGCCUGUUGUUUCAGCGCGUCGUCCUCUACUGCUUUCAUCUUGGCUUUCUUCAUGCGGGCAUUCCAGGUAGCCACACGCUUUGCCGCGAUUUUGGCCGCGAUACACGCUGGAUCGUCACGAACAUCGUCCAUUUUCAAAGGCGCAAUUCCUCGGCGUCGCAUUGUCCCGUCGGGACAACCCCCAGGUGCGAUACACUCGUCUCGACGAAAACAAUGCUUGAGAAUUGUGGCUUCGUCGUACGAGUUGGACACUAGAUGCAAGGGCGGUGACGGUAGAAUGUCCUUGAAUUCUGGUGAAUCGACCCUCGCGCUGGAAUAUCCAUCGUCAGACGCAUUCGAUCUUGGUUCAAGAGCGAGCGUCUUGACGUCGGUGCUAUCCCCACGACAAGUGGGUCCAGCCGAUGCGAGAGGAGCAGAGAUUCCAGCAGUGUCGACUGCAUCGACUGCUCUUGGCUGUCGCGCAAGGGGAGUGGCAGGAGCGUCGACCUCAAAGUCGCCGUCCCCAUACUCGUCGCAGUCAUCCGCCAUUUGAGAAGGUUG